CUUUUUUUAUUAUAUACAGUUUUUCUCUAAAUCCAGAUUCCACAAUGGAGGCCGAGUACUACGACGACGAACUCCCCUACGAGUACGACGAGUACGAUGAGGAAAUCACGCAGGAAGACUGCUGGGCCGUAAUUACCCGGUACUUUGACGAGAACGGGCUGGUGCGCCAGCAGAUUGCGUCGUUCAAUGAGUUCAUUGAAAACACGCUGCAGGAAAUCGUCGACGAGAACCGCACGCUGGUGCUGCAGACGUCGAUCCAGGGCAAGCAGCGGCAGGAGGUGUUCAAGCGCUUCCGCAUAGAGUUUGGCCAAGUAUAUCUGUCACAGCCAGCGUUUACGGAGAAGGACGGAAGCUCAGCGGCUUUGCAUCCGCAGGAGGCGCGGCUGCGCAACCUGACAUACGCGGCGCCGCUGCUGGUGGAUAUCUGCCAGGAGACGUCGGUGGCUGACACGCUGAACCCGCGCAACGCCAACAUCACGUCGGUGGCCGACAUGGAGAUGGAUAUUCUGAACCGCGACUGUCAGGUGGACGAGGACGGCCGGCUGUUUGGCGGGCGCAAGGUGUUUAUCGGCAAGAUCCCGAUCAUGCUGCGGUCAAACUUUUGUUUGCUGCAUGGGCUCAGCGACCACGACCUGCACCAGCUGGGCGAGUGCCCGUAUGACCAGGGCGGCUACUUUGUGAUCAACGGCUCGGAGAAGGUGCUGAUUGCACAGGAGCGCAUUGCCACCAACACGGUGUUUGUGUUCAAGAAGAACCUGCCGUACCCGCACUAUACGGCGGAGAUCCGCAGUAGUGCCGAGCGCGUGUCGAAGCAGGCAAGCCCGCUGUUCCUGAAGAUGUCCAACAAGGGCGUCGAGAAGGGCUCGGGCCACACCAUCCAGACCACGAUCCCGUAUAUCCGCUCUGACAUUCCGGCCGUGGUGGUGUUCCGUGCGCUGGGCAUGGUGGCUGCCAAGGACAUCCUGGAGCACAUUGCCUACGAUGUCAACGACGCGCAGAUGAUGGAGAUGCUGAAGCCGUCGGUCGAGGAGGCCUUUGUGAUCCAGGACCGCGACGUGGCGCUCGACUUUAUCGGCAAGCGUGGAACCACUGUCGGUGUCAGCCGCGACAAGCGUGUGCGGUAUGCAACAGAGAUUCUGCAGAAAGAGUUUCUGCCCCAUGUCGGCACGCAGGCGCACAAUGAGACGGUCAAGGCGUACUUCUUUGGCUACAUGAUCCACCGGCUGCUUCUGUGUGCGCUGGAGCGGCGAGAGCCCGACGACCGUGACCACUACGGAAAGAAGCGCAUGGACCUGGCCGGACCCCUGCUGUCGAUGCUGUUCCGCAACCUGUUCCGCAAGCUCACCAAGGACGUGACGCGGUACCUGCAGAAGUGCAUUGACUCAAACCGCGACUUCAACCUGACCAUUGCCGUCAAGUCCAACACUAUCUCAACCGGUCUCAAAUACUCGCUGGCCACCGGAAACUGGGGCGACCAGAAGAAGGCCAUGCAGGCGCGCGCUGGUGUGUCGCAGGUGCUGAACCGCUACACGUUUGCGUCGACGCUGUCGCAUCUGCGUCGCUGCAACACGCCCAUCGGCCGCGACGGCAAGAUCGCCAAGCCGCGCCAGCUGCACAACACGCACUGGGGCCUGGUGUGCCCGGCCGAGACGCCCGAGGGCCAGGCGUGCGGACUGGUCAAGAAUCUGGCACUGAUGGCCCACAUCACUGUCGGCUCUGACUCCAAGCCUGUCAACCUGUUGCUGGAGGAAUGGGGCAUGGAGAACCUGACCGAGGUGCAGGCCUCGAGCAUCCUCAAUGCCACCCGCGUGUUCCUCAACGGCAUGUGGGUCGGCAUCCACCGCGAGCCCGAGGACCUGGUUCGCCCCUUGCUGGCUGCGCGCCGCAACCUCGACAUGUCGUUUGAGGUGUCGAUUGUGCGCGAUGUGCGUGAGAAGGAGCUCCGCAUCUACACCGACGCUGGCCGCGUAUGCCGUCCCUUGCUUGUGGUCGACAACCUGCAGCUGCUGCUGAAGAAGACGCAUAUCCAGCAGAUCGAGGCCACGGAUGUGCAGGAGGAGAACGCCUACAAGUGGCACGACCUGCUGGCGGACGGCGUCAUCGAGUACCUGGACGCCGAGGAGGAGGAGACGGCCAUGAUCUGCAUGACGCCGCAGGAGCUGGGCGAGAGCCGGCUCUUUUUGCAGAAGGGAAUCGAGCCGAUGCAGGAGAGCGACCUGGCGUCCCGCGUGCGCUCUCGGCGUAACAUCCACAUCAAGACGUGGACGCACUGCGAGAUCCACCCGUCGAUGAUUCUGGGUAUUUGCGCGUCGAUCGUGCCGUUCCCCGACCACAACCAGUCGCCGCGUAACACGUACCAGUCGGCCAUGGGCAAGCAGGCCAUGGGCAUCAUGCUCACCAACUACCAGCUGCGCAUGGACACGCUGGCCAACAUCCUGUACUACCCGCAGAAGCCGCUGGCCACCACGCGCUCGAUGGAGUACCUCAAGUUCCGUGAGCUGCCGGCCGGCCAGAACGCGGUUGUUGGAAUCAUGUGCUAUGGCGGUUACAACCAGGAGGACUCUGUCAUCAUGAACCAGUCGUCGAUUGACCGCGGCCUGUUCCGCUCGCUGUACUUCCGCACGUACCAGGACGAGGAGGACAAGCAGGGCAUGUCGCAGAUGGGCACGUUCGAGAAGCCUACGCGCGACACCACGCUGCGCCUGAAGCACGGCACCUACGAGAAGCUGGAGGAGGACGGGCUGAUUGCGCCUGGCACGCGGGUGACCGGCGACGACAUCAUCAUUGGCAAGACGACUGCGAUCCCGGCCGACUCGCUGGAGCUGGGCCAGCGCACAAAGAACCACACCAAGCUGGAUGCAUCCAAGCCGCUGCGGUCGACCGAGCACGGAAUCAUCGACCAGGUCAUGAUCACGACCAACUCGGAGGCAUACAAGUUCGUCAAGGUGCGCAUCCGCUCGACGCGUAUCCCGCAGAUGGGCGACAAGUUUGCGUCGCGACACGGCCAGAAGGGCACUAUUGGCAUCACGUACCGCACCGAGGACAUGCCGUUCUCGGCCGAGGGCGUGGUGCCCGACAUCAUCAUCAACCCGCACGCCAUUCCGUCGCGUAUGACCAUCGGGCAUCUGGUCGAGUGCCUUUUGUCGAAGCUGUCGACGCUGCUCGGGUCCGAGGGCGACGCGACGCCCUUCACCGACGUCACUGUCGAGGCGAUUUCGCGCGAGCUCCUGGAGCACGGCUACCAGCCCCGCGGCUUCGAGGUCAUGUACAACGGCCACACCGGCAAGAAGCUGGCCGCCCAGGUCUUUUUGGGUCCCACGUACUACCAGCGCCUGAAGCACAUGGUCGACGACAAGAUCCACUCGCGUGCCCGUGGCCCCGUGCAGAUCCUGACCCGCCAGCCCGUCGAGGGUCGCUCGCGUGACGGUGGCCUGCGUUUCGGUGAGAUGGAGCGCGAUGUCAUGAUUGCCCACGGCGUGGCUCAGUUCCUGAAGGAGCGGCUGUUUGAUGCCUCCGAUGCCUACAGAGUGCAUGUCUGCGACAGGUGCGGCCUGAUGGCUGUCGCCAGCCUGAAGAAGAACCAGUUCAAGUGCACAGCCUGCAGCAACAGCACGCAGAUCUCGCAGGUCCACAUCCCGUAUGCCUGCAAGCUGCUGUUCCAGGAGCUCAUGGCAAUGAACAUUGCCCCGCGCCUGAUGGUCACGGCACAAAACUAAACAAAAAGUUUCUAUAUAAAAAUUUGACGUACUCAAUAUUGCCCCGCAAACAACACAACAUGCAAUCUACUU
Molecule: messenger RNA, 3788 nt
Organism: Linderina pennispora
Lineage: Eukaryota; Fungi; Kickxellomycota; Kickxellomycetes; Kickxellales; Kickxellaceae
Product: DNA-directed RNA polymerase II subunit RPB2
Exons: 1
Coding region: 45-3716 (1223 amino acids)
Biological process (GO): DNA-templated transcription
Cellular component (GO): RNA polymerase II, core complex
Molecular function (GO): DNA binding; DNA-directed RNA polymerase activity; ribonucleoside binding
Source: RefSeq, a predicted model, not a curated record